AUCGCUGUCAUGCUGGGCGCUGCUCUCCGCCGCUGCGCCGCAGCCGCCCGGGCCAGCCCUCGAGGCAGUCUGCACUCUGUUCCGGCCCCCGGCCCCGCCGCCGCUGUCCAGUCAGUUCGCUGCUACUCCCACGGGUCUCAUGAGACAGAUGAGGAGUUUGAUGCUCGCUGGGUGACAUACUUCAAUAAGCCAAAUAUUGAUGCUUGGGAAUUGCGUAAAGGAAUGAACACACUUGUUGGCUAUGAUCUGGUUCCAGAACCUAAAAUCAUUGAUGCUGCUUUGCGGGCAUGCAGGCGGUUAAAUGAUUUUGCUAGUGCUGUUCGCAUCCUAGAGGUUGUUAAGGACAAAGCAGGACCUCAUAAGGAAAUCUACCCCUAUGUCAUCCAGGAACUUAGACCAACUUUAAAUGAAUUGGGAAUCUCCACUCCAGAGGAACUGGGCCUUGACAAAGUAUAAACUCCCAUGGAUGGGCUUCCCAAGAAUUUAUUGGUAUUGCUACUUGAUUAUAAACAGUCACCUGGAAAUACUGAUGAUAACAUAUUACCUUAUUUGAAUAAGUUUUCCUUUAUUGAGUACCAAACCAUGUAAUGGUAACUGGAUCUUAAUAAAAGGGAAAUGACUUUGAACUGAAA
Molecule: messenger RNA, 632 nt
Organism: Orycteropus afer afer
Lineage: Eukaryota; Metazoa; Chordata; Mammalia; Tubulidentata; Orycteropodidae
Product: cytochrome c oxidase subunit 5A, mitochondrial
Biological process (GO): mitochondrial electron transport, cytochrome c to oxygen
Cellular component (GO): mitochondrial inner membrane
Source: RefSeq, a predicted model, not a curated record